UUGACGAGAGACCAAACUCCCAAGUGGCAAAAUCGGAACGGACAGACCCCUCUAAUUUUGGUUUCCUUUUCUUUUCUCCUCUUAUCUGAGAAAUUUCGGCGGAAGCUCUGCUCUGCUGAAUUUUGCUGCGCAAUCUUUCUUAUUGAUCUCUCCGUUUUAACUCUCUAUCUGAAUCCCCACUUCUGCGUUUUCGAAGAGGGUUGCUUCAGCUUCAAGCCUCUCAAGUAUGUCUGGGGAGUCGAAUUCCACUUCAGCUGAUGGUGGUAAUAUCAGAGGGGUUCUCACUCAUGGCGGCCGUUACGUUCAGUACAAUAUCUAUGGAAAUCUGUUCGAGCUCCCUACUAAGUACGUUCCCCCGAUGCGACCUGUCGGCAGAGGUGCUUAUGGCAUUGUCUGUGCUGCUGUAAAUUCGGAGACACGUGAAGAGGUCGCAAUUAAGAAGAUUGGUAAUGCCUUUGACAACAGAAUUGAUGCCAAAAGGACAUUAAGAGAAAUUAAGCUUCUUCGUCACAUGGAUCAUGAAAAUAUUAUUGCCAUCAAAGACAUUAUACGACCACCAAACAGAGAGAACUUCAAUGAUGUUUAUAUUGUUUAUGAAUUAAUGGACACUGAUCUUCAUCAGAUAAUUCGCUCCAACCAACCAUUGGCAGAUGAUCAUUGUCAGUAUUUCCUGUAUCAGUUAUUACGAGGACUGAAGUAUGUACACUCAGCAAAUGUGUUGCACCGUGAUCUUAAGCCCAGCAAUUUGUUCUUAAAUUCGAAUUGUGACCUUAAGAUUGGGGACUUUGGAUUGGCAAGGACGACUUCUGAAACAGAUUUCAUGACUGAGUAUGUUGUUACUCGAUGGUACCGGGCACCAGAAUUGCUCCUAAAUUGCUCAGAGUAUACUGCUGCUAUCGAUGUUUGGUCUGUGGGUUGUAUUCUAGGUGAAAUCAUGAUCCGGGAACCCCUUUUUCCUGGCAAAGAUUAUGUUCAUCAGUUGAGGCUCAUCACAGAGCUACUAGGUUCACCGGAUGACUCCAGCCUUGGGUUCCUCAGAAGUGACAAUGCAAGGAGAUAUGUUAGGCAGCUUCCGCAGUACCCAAAACAACAGUUCUCAGCUAGAUUCCCCAGUAUGUCUCCUGGGGCUAUUGAUUUGCUAGAGAAAAUGCUGGUGUUUGAUCCGAACAAACGCAUUACGGUUGAUGAGGCCUUACAUCACCCAUAUGUGUCAUCUCUUCAUGAUAUCAAUGAUGAGCCAGUUUGUACUAGGCCUUUCUGUUUUGAUUUUGAGCGACCAUCAUUCACUGAGGAGAAUAUCAAGGAGCUCAUCUGGAGGGAAUCUGUGAAGUUCAAUCCCGACCCAAUUCAUUAGGGAUUGUUAAUGCUAUUUGUAGCUUAUAAUGUAAAAAGAUAUUGGAAAAUCAGUUUCCUGAAACUCACCUAUCCACCCCUUUGGAAUAGACAGAAACUGCACUAGAGACACUGCAAGCCUCUAAACAAGUUGUCAUUGUAGCGCACAUUCAGAUUCUAUAGAAGCCUGUAACAUAGAACUCACAGUAGAAGAUUGGCGCAAACCUUUUUGCAGGAUCAAUGUUCAUCAGAAUAUCAACACCCUACAUACAUGGCAGUGAAGGCCUUUUUCUUGAGGUCUAAACCAUGUUUGGUGCAGCUGUUCAAACCCAUUAGUAUCAAGGGCUAGAGGGAGCUUUUGACAAUAGAUUUGAAUAAGAGAUUGUGUGUAAUCUUUGAGGCUCAUUGCUUCGGAUCUCUCAAUUUAUUAUAAAAAAAUGUGUGAAUCCAAGAAAUUGCUUUGAUGUACUUACUGGAU
This is a messenger RNA of Telopea speciosissima, 1810 nucleotides long. Its product is annotated as mitogen-activated protein kinase homolog MMK2. The coding region runs from base 227 to 1354 and encodes 375 amino acids. Gene Ontology annotation, cellular component: nucleus; cytoplasm. Gene Ontology annotation, molecular function: ATP binding; MAP kinase activity. The transcript is spliced from 6 exons. Lineage: Eukaryota; Viridiplantae; Streptophyta; Magnoliopsida; Proteales; Proteaceae. Gene Ontology annotation, biological process: protein phosphorylation; intracellular signal transduction. The record is from RefSeq and is a predicted model, not a curated record.